AGUGGCACUGAUGCCUCCCUCCUCCCUGCUCGCCCCCAGAUUCCCCUCCCCUCCCUGGUGCUUUUGUCUGGAGGGUGUUAUGGGUUUGUGUGUGUAUGAGCGCGUGUGUGUUUUUGGAUUUCAGACUAAUUUUCUGGAGUUUCUGCCCCUGCUCUGCGUCAGCCCUCACGUCACUUCGCCAGCAGUAGCAGAGGCGGCGGCGGCGGCUCCCGGAAUUGGGUUGGAGCAGGAGCCUCGCUGGCUGCUUCGCUCGCGCUCUACGCGCUCAGUCCCCGGCGGCAGCAGGAUCCUGGACCCAGGCGCCGCCGGCGGGCGUGAGGCGCCGGAGCCCGGCCUCGAGGUGCAUACCGGACCCCCAUUCGCGUCUAAUAAGGAGCCUGCACCCCAGAGAGUCCCGGGAGCGCCGCCGGUCGGUGCCCGGCGCCCCGGGCCAUGCAGCAACGGCCGCGGCGGAGCUCCGAGCGGCGGUAGCGCCCCCCUGUAAAGCGGUUCGCGAUGCCGGGGCCACUGUGAACCCUGCCGCCUGCCGGAAUACGCUCCGCUCCGGACCAGCUCAGCCUGUGAUACGCUGGACUCCGCGCGCCCGCAGCAAGCACCGAGGAGUCAAGAGAGCCGCAAGCGCGGGGAAGGCCUCCCCGCACAGGUCGGGGAAACCGGCCGGUGCAGCGUGGGGACACUCACUUGGGCUGGCACUGGCUGCUAGGGAUGUCGUCCUGGAUAAGGUGGCAUGGACCCGCCAUGGCGCGGCUCUGGGGCUUCUGCUGGCUGGUUGUGGGUUUCUGGAGGGCCGCUGUCGCUUGUCCCACGUCCUGCAAAUGCAGUGCCUCUCGGAUCUGGUGCAGCGACCCUUCUCCUGGCAUCGUGGCAUUUCCAAGGUUGGAACCUAACAGUGUAGAUCCUGAGAACAUCACCGAAAUUUUCAUCGCAAAUCAGAAAAGGUUAGAAAUCAUCAACGAAGAUGAUGUUGAAGCUUACGUGGGACUGAGAAAUCUGACAAUUGUGGAUUCUGGAUUAAAAUUUGUGGCUCAUAAAGCAUUUCUGAAAAACAGCAACCUGCAGCACAUCAAUUUUACCCGAAACAAGUUGACGAGUUUGUCUAGGAAACAUUUCCGUCACCUUGACUUGUCUGAACUGAUCCUGGUAGGCAAUCCAUUUACAUGCUCCUGUGACAUUAUGUGGAUCAAGACUCUCCAAGAGGCUAAAUCCAGUCCAGACACUCAGGAUUUGUACUGCCUGAAUGAAAGCAGCAAGAAUAUUCCCCUGGCAAACCUGCAGAUACCCAAUUGUGGUUUACCAUCUGCAAAUUUGGCCGCACCUAACCUCACUGUGGAGGAAGGAAAGUCUAUCACAUUAUCCUGUAGUGUGGCAGGCGAUCCGGUUCCUAAUAUGUAUUGGGAUGUUGGUAAUCUGGUUUCCAAACAUAUGAAUGAAACAAGCCACACACAGGGCUCCUUAAGGAUAACUAACAUUUCAUCCGAUGACAGUGGGAAGCAAAUCUCUUGUGUGGCAGAAAAUCUUGUAGGAGAAGAUCAAGAUUCUGUCAACCUCACUGUGCAUUUUGCACCAACUAUCACAUUUCUCGAAUCUCCAACCUCAGACCACCACUGGUGCAUUCCAUUCACUGUGAAAGGCAACCCCAAACCAGCGCUUCAGUGGUUCUAUAACGGGGCAAUAUUGAAUGAGUCCAAAUACAUCUGUACUAAAAUACAUGUUACCAAUCACACGGAGUACCACGGCUGCCUCCAGUUGGAUAAUCCCACUCACAUGAACAAUGGGGACUACACUCUAAUAGCCAAGAAUGAGUAUGGGAAGGAUGAGAAACAGAUUUCUGCUCACUUCAUGGGCUGGCCUGGAAUUGACGAUGGUGCAAACCCAAAUUAUCCUGAUGUAAUUUAUGAAGAUUAUGGAACUGCAGCGAAUGACAUCGGGGACACCACAAACAGAAGUAAUGAAAUCCCUUCCACAGACGUCACUGAUAAAACCGGUCGGGAACAUCUCUCGGUCUAUGCUGUGGUGGUGAUUGCGUCUGUGGUGGGAUUUUGCCUUUUGGUAAUGCUGUUUCUGCUUAAGUUGGCAAGACACUCCAAGUUUGGCAUGAAAGAUUUCUCAUGGUUUGGAUUUGGGAAAGUAAAAUCAAGACAAGGUGUUGGCCCAGCUUCCGUUAUCAGCAAUGAUGAUGACUCUGCCAGCCCACUCCAUCACAUCUCCAAUGGGAGUAACACCCCAUCUUCUUCAGAAGGUGGCCCAGAUGCUGUCAUUAUUGGAAUGACCAAGAUCCCUGUCAUUGAAAAUCCCCAGUACUUUGGCAUUACCAACAGUCAGCUCAAGCCAGACACAUGGCCCAGAGGUUCCCCCAAGACCGCCUGAUAAUAAUUUGGUAUUUGGAGGCUCCUGUGUCACUGCAGGAACUAAAGGAGGCUAAAUCCAUGCCUGAUGGAGGAGAAGAGUUCUAUGGUUAUCUGCAAAUUCUGGCCAGACAAGAUCUUGACGUCACUCCUUAGCUUCCAUAACCUAGCCAAGCAAGAAGUUGCCUUUCCAAGACAAAGCAGUGUGCUCUAAUGACUAACCCCUCAAAGUACUCUGCCACUUUAACUAUAGACCCAUCUCCUCGAUCAAUCAGGAUGGCAAGAUGGAGCUGAGGAGCUCAGCAACAUCAAGUCUGGAGUUGGUCUUUAAUUCAACUAGCUUGUUUAGACGUGUCUGAACACCACGUCACCUGACAGCACGGGGUGGUUUCCCAGUAAAAUUCACAAACUCGGCUCAAGGGCAGCUGUGUGCUGCUUUCCUUUCCUUGCCUGCUGAGAAAGGUUUUGACAGGGAACAAUGGAAACACACCUUCUGAGCCGAAACAAACCAACAGAAACAAAACACACUAACCAGCAAAAACCCCAAAUCAUCAGUCUUGGGUUCUCUCGAAGGGUGGGAGUGCGUCUUAUCUUCUCCCGUCGGAGCAAACACGAUAGAUGUCCUCCCUAAAAUUGUGUCUUCCCUAGAGCAGCCUUGUAAAUUAGCUAGGGUCCUAGGCUUGAGGCCUAAAUCGACUUAAAAUUGUCUCUAAAUAUGGACCUGGAUGUGUUUGUACUUGCAGAGCAUGCCCUCUUCAUGUGCCUAGGGCUAGGAACUCCCUGUGGCAGAGGCAUAUAAAGUAUUCUGACAUUUUUUUUUCUUUUCAAUUUAAUUCCAUUUCCAAUGAAAUGGAUUUUUAAAAAUUUUCUCCAGAGUGUGCCAUACUUCUCCAGCUAUUGUAGUUAAUGUGCGUGUUUCCUUGUGUGUAUGUGUGUUUGUGUGCGCGUAUGUGUUUUCCUAGUGGUCACAUGCUUGUUAGGCAAUUAUGUAGAUAAGCACAGAUUCAUAGACCAGCUAGACCUGAGGAAAGAAGACCUUAUAAAGGGAGGGAGUAUUUUAACAGUAGCUAAAGCUAUCACACAAAGCACCCAUUCUGCUCCCCUCAAUAGCCACAGCCCACUUCGUCAUUGUCUUACCAAUAAGGGGAAAGGAUGUAGGUGAUAUUUUUCACAGAACCACAGAGGUUUUGAACAUAUUUGCAGUAUUACUUUGAGUACACAUGAGCAAAAAUUCUGAAUUAUAUCCAGGACCCAGAAGCUUAUUAGAUCAAAGAGUGUGGGGCCCUUCAGAGUUACCGGAGAUUAUCUUCAGACUUCAGUGCAAUCGAAUGACCAUGGUCCAUUUUGAUGGUUAGAGAUAGGACUGAUAAACGGGUAGAAACAAUUGCUUUAGCACUUUCUUCUGUACUUUGCCUAUUAAUGUUUUGUCUUUCAAAAGUAUAUUUUCUUCUAAUUGUUUAAUUGGCCAAAUAAUGACUGCUUUGGGAGUUGUUUGUAUGCCUUGGACGGCCAUGGCCUGCACUUUAAAAAUAAGCUAAGUCCAUUCUGCCCAGCAUGAGCAUUAGGACAGAGAAUGCAGUUAUUUUAGGAUCCUUAAAAAUUGCUUCUUUUAUGGCACACUGGGUUGACGACUCAUCUCAUGGGAACCUUCAUGGUACGUUGCUGCUGUUUUGGAGGUCCCAGUACAAUUCUUUCCCCCUCUCAGUGCCAUGGCCCCCCCAUUGCUAGCUACAACAAUUUGAUAUCAUAUUCCAUUUUCAACUCCAAAGGAGAUGGUAAGAAGCUAUCAAAUAAUGCUUUAAAAAAGCAACUUCAGUUUCUUAAAAGAAAGGAAAUGAAUACAUGCUGCAUAAUUACAUUUAAAAUGUAAGCCUUGUUAUUAUAAGCUGCACCGAGAUGAAGAUUUGUUAGCAAACCAAUUUCAAGCACACUCACAGUGAAGUAAAAUCAUGCUUUUAGCAUCUGACCAUUGGGUGAUAUUAUUCUUUGUUAUCAAAAAAGAAAGAUCACCUGAUUAUAGUAUUCUUAGACCUCCUAGAGAAAACACUCCAGUUCUAAGUUUGGUGUCUGAAAAAAAAACAAAAAUAAAGGUUAUGGAUUUAGGUCAGGGAGACACUCAGAGUGAUAAUCUGAAGACUGCGUUUACUCCCUCAUCAUCAGCCAACCAAGAUGGAGUUCUGCAUCCUGCACAUAUCAGACAUUUCAGUCCAAUUUCACCAAAGCAUCAGUGAUGUUCUAGAAGCAUCCCAGCAGAUGGAGGAUCCUAAUGUAUUUGUUCUGGGUAUUUCCCAAGGCCCAGCCUGACUGGAGUGUGUGUACCAACAGGAUGAAUCCAAUCAAGCUAUGCCCCCAUUUUGGUCUUGGGUUGGUCACUCUCGCAUGUGCCAGCAGAUUGUGGACCAGGACCAGCUCAGCAGACACAGUUGCAGAGUAACCUCCUACAUUGCUAAGAAGCUCCUGCUACCCAGGUGCUUUGAACAAUUGAGUGCUCCCUCUGGUUAAGUAGAGAUGGGACCACUGGAGUUUUUCUUGGAUGUGAUGCUCAAUCCUUUAUGGCAGCUGUUAUAACAAAGUGCAGGUUUCCUCCCUGGGAAGUGCAGCUUUUCUCUGUCUUUACUAAUUCUGCCAGCCUGUGAGAGUAACCACCAUAGCUGGGCUUCUUCUCAGAUUGUCAUGCCAGGUCUCCUUGCUGGGGAGCUGUGAUGCUGCUCUGAGGUUGAUCGCUGAGGUUGUAGUGGGUUUUUGUUUAGUUUUUCUGGAUUGUUCUUCUUUCUCUUGAAUGGCAAGAGAAGAAACAUUUUCUCUAACCCACGGCCAGGAAGGAAAUGGGGAUAGAGCUACUUCUUAGUUCAACCUGGUUGCCACGUAAAGGAAUCUCUCUCCUUGGACUCAGCCCCUAACUGGAAGCAAGAGCCUCUGCCUCCUGAGACUGAGAGAGCAGCCCAAGGAGGAGAUGAAUCCAUUCUGUCCUUUGUUUGGGUUUGCUUCCUGUCAGUGAGAGAAUGCUGAGGCAGUUCCUGAUAUGUGAAACUUUCAUUUUUAAAACCAGGACAGUCCUAAACAGACCGCAAUGCGUUGGUCAAUCCCAGUUGGUAUAGGCCCAAUGAUUUUUGCUAGUAAGAUAGAAUCGUCUUCCUCACCCAAAAUGCUUUUAAGUGCCCUAAAAUGGGUAUUUCAAAACAAAAAUAAAUAAUACAGAUUAUAGUAGAAAACCUGGAAAACAUAAGAAACAAAGAUGAAAUGAAAAGUCCCAUGUAAUUCCACCAGUUAGAGUUAACCACUGACAUCAUUUGGAUAUAUGGCUUUCUACUCUUGUGGGUAUCCUUUUAAUCUCUUGUAAUAUAAAGUCUGACCAUAUGUGUCCUUGCCUUUAUUUGUACUGGAGUCUGUUAAUAUAUUUAUAGUAAUGGCUCCCUUUGGGGUGAUUGUGCCACACAGUGUGUAGGAAGCACAUUGGGUGUAUUAUUCCCAGUUUCAUAUUUUGUAUUUCCUUGGGGAUGUGCAGGGGUUAAGAGCGGGGGUCUGGCCGUAACUGGCCACGUCAGACUCUCAUAUGGUAAGUAUCACAGAGCACACGAGGCCUGUGUUAUGCGCUGGAAAGACUCAGGAAAUGAGAGGCCCUCUUGUUCUGACAAGGCAGGCUGAGAGCACUCAUUUAGGGUCAUCACUCCAGAUAACUCUACAUGCGGUUUAUUGCUCAACUGAAGCAGAUGAUCACUUUUUGCCUCCAAGUUCUUCACCCUAGCUAGCUCUUUUCAAAGAGCUGAGUGUGCUGGAUCUUAAAGGGCCAAGCUAGUUACAUCUCAUACAUUUCCCAAUAUUUAGGGAUGCCUUCUCUUCCACUGAGGAUCCCUUGGCUAUGCAAGGACCUCUGAUGAGCCGGAGUCUCCCUUUGGUCACUCCCAGCUUUGCUUAAACUUGAUGGAGUUUGCUGUCCAGUGAUCCCCGGAUCUUUCAUCAUGAAAGCCUUCCUUCCUCUCCUGAUGUCUGAGGCCUCUAGAUCUAGACUGGGGUUCUGGCAAGGAGGCUUCUAUCAAUAGUAUGAAAUCCAAUAAUAUGUUAGUGUUGGUAUUUUGCACAGUAAUAUUAAGGCUAGAUUCUAAAAAUGAGUUCAAAUGAAUAAGUUUCUGUGAUGUAAGAGAUUAGAUAUGUGUGAUUUCAGAACCAAAGGCAGGGGGGAAUCCCAGAAAGAAAACAAUAAUAUAAGCCUAGUUUCUAUAUAUUAUUCUUAUUCAUUACUGUAUAUGGGUAGACAUCAAUAUUCUUUUUUAUCCUGUUACUAUUAAUGAACACAUUUUUUAACCAUGCCAUUGAACUUUUGGGUGCAAUAAAGUGGAACCUAAGCUCCUCAUUACAUAAUAAUGGCAUUUGGACUGAGUGCCAUAUUCCUAAAUUUCCAGUAAAGUGGUUGAUACAGAGAGGACAGGAUAAAGCCCUAUAGUGUGCAGUUAUAUCAAAAUAGCUAGUGUCCACUUUAGGGAAUGUCUUUACUAGAGAUUACAUGAAAGGUCUGCUUAUAAAAUAAGCAGAUAUGGCACCACUAAGCAGCCACCUGAAUUGUUUUCCUACAGGAAUGAUUAAUGUUCAGAUCCAUUUAUGUUUUCGUGCUCAAUACUUACUCCCCUUCCCUGCAACACCCAAAGGGUUUAGUUUUGAAGUCAUUUGGUCUUCACUCUACUACUGAGGAAUAGAGAGGCACUAACUGCUUUACCCAGGGUCAGAACUCAUGUUCUUACCUUCUAUUAAUAGAGUACUUGAGUCAGAUGGACUAACUGGUCUCACAUUUUCUCUAUCUUGGUUUUACCUCCAUAAACAUCAAUAUCUUUACCCACGUGGUUUUUCUCUCCUCCCCUUUUUUCCGUAUGUAUUAGGGUUCAGGAACUAUGAAGCUAAUGAUCACAUUUCUUCCUAGUUCCUAAUUUCAUUAGUGCCAUUUCCUAAUAUCUACAGAAACAAUGAUCAAUACAUGUAGCUGCUUGAGCCUCAUUUAGAAGGGUAGCCUUUCUUCCCCAAGUGUUGUCAGAAUGAAUACAUUUAGUCUGUCUUUUUCCCUCUUAGGAGUCUUUGUUUUGAGUUGAUGGUAAAAUUCCUCUAUUUACAUGUGAGAUUUUUGAUUUCACUGAAUUCUACCUAGAUUUUUAUGGACAUUGGAUUUGAAAGAGGAAAACACUCGUUUUCUUAGUAAGAUAUUGGUGAUACGUAGCUACGCCGCUGACUUCCAAACUCCUGGGCUUUGGGGAGGGCGACAGCGGCCAAGUAGCAGGCAGAAUAAGAUCAUCACUCAUGUCCUGAAUCACACUUUCCCUCUCGGGUUGUGUAUAUGCUCUGCCACUUCCUACAUAUUACAUCCUGAAUUUUUAAGUAAAGUGGAUCUUAGCCAGAUUUGAGUCUAAUGGCUGAUUCAUCGGCAUAGUUCUUGGCGUUAACAUCUCAGUGCCCUCUUUUGUUCUCUUUGAGAGGAUUCAUGUCAUUGAGGGCCUUUGUGCCUCCUGUUGUCUCGGUGUGAGGAAGAGCUUUGGUGUGAGGGCAGAGCUAUGUAAAGGGUUGCUGGGUUGGGGGAUUAGUUCAUAUGGUCCCCACACCAUCUAUCUACUUUUGGAGAGAGGGGACUUUGAGUGGGUGGGUAUGGAUUGAUGUUCCUCAAGGAAACCCUGCUGGCUAAUGGGCACUACAUCUGUGUAUUACUGUGAUUAUCUCUGUAAGCUCCCCAUGUGGCCAAGGACCCUCCUCCUACCUGGGCACUUCCUGCUGCCUUGUUGCCCUGGUCUCAGCCGUUCAGCCCGCUGCUGCUCCACCAUGUUGGGCUGCGGUAGGAUAGGGAAGGGGUUCUGUUGAUUGCUAAAUGUUGCCUAAUUUUAUUUCCCUCUUCCACAUUUCACGCAAGAGAGUGGACCUAACACAUGACUUGCGUUCUCUUCCUAUGUUCAGAAACUCCAGGGCUUGCCACGUGUAUGUAUGAGUGACCGAUGGAACUUGGAAUUCUUUAUCUAUAUGAUCUAUCCGAAAAUGAGACUUUUGUACUGGAAUUUGUGAUGUAGUUGAUCAUUCAGAGCCAAACGCAUAUACCAAUAAAGACAAGAGUGUCAUAU
Mandrillus leucophaeus (drill) is the source of this 8434-nucleotide messenger RNA. RefSeq names its product neurotrophic tyrosine kinase, receptor, type 2 (gene NTRK2). Gene Ontology annotation, cellular component: signaling receptor complex; plasma membrane; neuronal cell body. Gene Ontology annotation, molecular function: brain-derived neurotrophic factor receptor activity; brain-derived neurotrophic factor binding; ATP binding. The coding region runs from base 706 to 2367 and encodes 553 amino acids. Gene Ontology annotation, biological process: cellular response to brain-derived neurotrophic factor stimulus; regulation of phosphatidylinositol 3-kinase/protein kinase B signal transduction; homophilic cell-cell adhesion. The record is from RefSeq and is a predicted model, not a curated record. The transcript has 15 exons. Lineage: Eukaryota; Metazoa; Chordata; Mammalia; Primates; Cercopithecidae.